GCGCCGUAAGCUUUGAAAUGGCGCCGUGACUUCUGGCGUGAUUCUGUGCUUCACCAGACGAGUGGGAGCCCUCUGCACAUCCGCGGCUUGAGAUCUCUAUCUCGCGAGGCGUUCCACCAUGACGGCUUAUCAGCUGCCUGCUGAUCUUUGGCGGCAGCGAGUGCUGCCGUUCCUCACCAUUAUCGAGCUGCUAGCCCUCCGCAGCACCAGCAGCACCAUUGGAGCCUCCAUCGUCACGGCCAUCCUGCUGCUGCAUCGCAUCGACGGCUCUCUCGCCCGGCACGCCCUCUUGGGACUCAUCGAUAUGGACCGCACACACAAGGGCCCUCUGCUGUUCAGCUACCUGCUGCGAGUGGCCUAUGUGUUGGACCAGGGCGGCAGGGAGUGGCGUGUGAUGGGCACAUUCAUCCGUCUGGCCGUCAUCCAUGGUCUGACUCCCAACGGUACCGCGCCCCUGGUGCUGUCGGCUGAGUGGCUGGCCGCCCAUCUGCCCACCAGCAGCGCCUUCCACCAGCUGCCUCUCAUGUUGGCCAUUUACCGCUUGUGCGGCCAGCAGCUCAGAGACGGGGCAGAGAGCCUGGCGCUGCAACCAGAGGCCCAGGAGGGACGGCAUCGGAUCGGUCAGUGCGUGAUUCGUGUGGUGUCAUUGGCUGACUUGCCUGUCGGCCACUCGUACCGUGACAGCUACAGCCCGACGGAUCCCGCUAUCUUCUAUUCGGAGGGGCUCAGCCAGGGACUGUCAUCACCCUCUUUCUCGUCGUUUCUGUUCCACGGGGUGUGCCGCUUGUGGGGUCAGGGGUGGCGUCUGAGGGCCCUGCUAUGGUUACAGAUGGCCCGGCGAGACGACCACUGCUCGCGAGCCCUGCGGACUGCAAACAUCGACCCGGCUGACGGCAUGGUGGUGGACUACUGCACGGGCAAUAUCGGUAAUUAUCUAUGGCGCGAGGUGAUCGUGAGUGGCUUCCGGCCAGGCGAGACCGUCGCUGCCCACUUGACGGUUUCCCGCUACCACGUCAUGCUGUUCACAACAGAGUCUGCCACCACCGACAACACCCACUCGCUCGACAGCCGGUUCCCCGUGUCGAUGCCACGGCUCCGUGCUGUGCUGCGGCACUGCGGUGUGGAGCAGCAGGUCAUCAGCAGAGGGGAGGUCCGGGUGUGACUGACCCACACACACCAGCCGUCACGACCUGAGUGAGUGAGGCGUUGGGAACGAGUAGACAGUAAUUAGAGAGAUGUCAAUGAGGGCGUUAGGCAGUGAUUGGUUAGGUGUGGCAUCCAUCCUUUGUGUGUGUGUGCUCUCUUGUGUCUGACUGAGAGUGGAGAGGGGGUGGAGGUGGGCAGGUGGUGGUGUGUCAUCGUGACUGACUGAUGGACAGGGUUUAG
Molecule: messenger RNA, 1386 nt
Organism: Vitrella brassicaformis
Lineage: Eukaryota; Vitrellaceae
Source: the annotation of a GenBank genome assembly